This is a messenger RNA of Colias croceus (clouded yellow), 1641 nucleotides long. RefSeq names its product facilitated trehalose transporter Tret1-2 homolog. The record is from RefSeq and is a predicted model, not a curated record. NCBI's taxonomy places the organism in Eukaryota, Metazoa, Arthropoda, Insecta, Lepidoptera, Pieridae. Gene Ontology annotation, biological process: transmembrane transport. Gene Ontology annotation, molecular function: transmembrane transporter activity. Gene Ontology annotation, cellular component: membrane. The transcript is spliced from 10 exons. Bases 131 to 1567 code for a protein of 478 amino acids.
UAAAUGAGAGAAUGUGUCUUGUUAUUUCAAGUAUUACUAUAUAUUAUGUGGGAGUGACUGUUAUGUUAAUUAAAGUUUAUUAAAAUAUUAAAUUAAAUUGUUAAGUGCAAAGUGAAAUAAGGAAACAAAGAUGGGGAGACAGCACCAGUAUCUAACUACGUUAGCAAGUGUCUUCGGCUAUUUCAUAUCCGGGAUCGUCUGCGUCUGGCCCUCAUACACACUAUCGUACUACACCAGUCAGAACAUAACAUUACUAUCAGCCCCCAUGACGAGUAUGGAGGCGUCGCUACUGGGCAGUCUGCCAGCGCUAGGCGCAUUGGUGGGAACAGCAUGUGCUGGUAUGGUGAUCGACGGGUUGGGCAGGAAGAAAGGUGGUCUGGUGAUCGCCAUGCCGUAUCUGUUAUCAUUUCUCAUGAUAGACAUGACAUCAUCAACUGUCGUGAUACUUGUUGCGCGAUUUGUUAGUGGCUUCUCAGUAGGAGCCAGUUCUGUUCAUGCGCCUAUCUUUAUAUCAGAAAUCGCUGAAGAAUCCAUUAGAGGCGCUCUGGGAUCAGCACCCAUUGCAUCAUACUGUACAGGUACUAUGGUUUCAUACAUCAUGGGUUGGGUGUUAACAUACAGAUACACAAUUUGGUCGUGUGUUGCUAUCUGUGUGGUUUAUAUUGGUCUGCUCAUGUCAGUUAAAGAAAGCCCAGUAUUUUUGAUGCGGAAGAAUAGAGAAGAUGAAGCACGUCAAUCAAUAGCCCACUAUAGAGGUGAAGAACCAGACUCAAAAGUUGUGAUGGAAGAACUUUCCAGACUGAAACAACGUUUAUUACCCGCAGUGGAACUUGUACCUAUUAAUGAAAGUGAAGUAGAAAAAGCUGAGAAAGAAAACUUGAAUGCUGACAACGAUGAUUCAGCCGAACACAAGAGAAUGCCUUCGUAUAAAAUGCUAUGGGUGUCACCUUCUUCGCGACGAGCAUUUAUUACUGUAGGAUCAGUAAUAUCUUUACAGGUCACGAUGGGCAUAGUACCAGUGCAAGUCUACGCCAAGGACAUCUUCACGAAAGCUGCUCCAAGUCUCUCCUCACAUAUGUGUUCUGUCAUGUUCGCAUGUGUUUUAAUGGCUGGGAGCUUGAGCUGUGCGCUGUUCUCUGAUAGGUUCGGCAGAAAGCCGCUGCUCCUCUCAUCUGCUAUUGGUGUAUGCCUCUGCCUCCUCAGCAUGGGCUUCCUGAUGCAGACCAAUAUAGCCCCUCCGUGGGUGAGCGCAGUGCUCAUUUUGGUAUACUGCUUCGCUUUCGCCCUUGGAGCUGGUAGCAUACCGUAUUUGCUGAUGGGAGAAGUUUUUAUAUCUGAGGUGCAAAGUAUAGCCUCCAUGGUCCUCAUGGAGUGGGUCUGGGUACUCAACUUCGGGAUCCUGGCGGUCUUCCCCUUCAUGGUGGAGAACUUCGGAGUCCACGGCUCCUUCUACUGCUUUGCUGUAUUCGCUGUUGUGGACUUUGUCGUUGCUCUCAUCAUGGUGCCUGAAACAAAGGGCUUGACGAAAGAACAGAUACAGGAGGCAUUUCUGGGGAAACAGAAAUAAAUGUUUUGGAACAUUUUGUGCUUUUAUUUUGAGUGUUACAAGCUUUAAUGUAAUAUAUUGUUGUUUUUAUUUAA